Messenger RNA from Pelobates fuscus (common spadefoot toad), 3128 nucleotides. It is a transcript of the gene OSBPL10, whose product is annotated as oxysterol binding protein like 10. NCBI's taxonomy places the organism in Eukaryota, Metazoa, Chordata, Amphibia, Anura, Pelobatidae. Gene Ontology annotation, cellular component: cytosol; intracellular membrane-bounded organelle; membrane. Gene Ontology annotation, molecular function: cholesterol binding. The record is from RefSeq and is a predicted model, not a curated record. The coding region runs from base 347 to 2632 and encodes 761 amino acids. The transcript has 12 exons.
GGGGCCAUGUGCCAUUCCUCAUCCACUUCUAGGAACUGACAGGCACAAAUGGAUCUUAAAGCAAAAUGGGCUUUGUACAAGAAGUGAUCAGCAACUGGCAGGCUCCCUUAUUGCUGGCAUGAUGUGUUACCCUCAUGUCAUGGAGGCAGAGCUGGACUGAAAGCCCAGACCAGGAAGCUGCAUGUACUAAAACAUUGCACAGGCACACACACAUACAUACAAAAAAACUGUUUGCAAGAAGACAGAAAACUGGGGUUAAAGAGGGAGGGACCAUUACUUGAUUCUGCAUGAGUCUCCUGCUUUACAGUUAAGGGCACAGAUAGAGCCUACUGUAUCCAGCAGAGCUAUGGAGAAGGCAGCCCAGCAGCAGGGUGCAGGAGGAGGUGGAGGCGGCAGCAGUAACAGCAGCAGCCGGAGCAGUAGCAGGGCCACCUCGGCUGGAUCCUCUCCGUCCUCUGCUGGCCGGGCUCUGGGCUCGGUGUCCGGGCGAUCAUUGCAGCAUCAGGCGGUGGGAACGGCUGGGAAGCUGGAUGGUGGAGCUGCUAUGGCAAGCAUGGGAGUGAGGGACCAGCAGCACAAACAGAUCAUAGAGGGGCUACUGAGCAAGUACACCAAUCUCAUACAAGGCUGGCAGAACAGAUAUUUCAUUUUGGACUUCGACUCAGGUACCCUGCAGUAUUUUGUGACAGAAACAAGUAAAAACCAAAAACCCAGAGGAUCCCUGUCACUUUCAGGAGCUGUGAUCACUCUGAGUGAUGAGUUUCCCAACAUGAUUGCAGUAUACUCGGCAAAUGGAGACAUGUAUAAACUCAGAGCUGCUGAUUCCGUGGAGAGACAACACUGGCUGAAUCAUUUACAAGCAUGUGCCAAGAAUCAUAGUGAGACGAAGAGUUCAGCAUCUCAGCGAUCCAGGAGUUUUUCAUUGCUUCCACCUGGGACGUCUAAUUCCUCAUCCCCCGGGAGCCAGAGACACUUGAUGCACACUGGUCCCAGUGUUGUCACUGUCACACACCACAAGUCUCCCGCUGCAGCCAGAAGAUCCAAGAAUCAGAAUCCUGACCAGCUGAGUGAAGUCAAAGAGGUGAUGGCUCAAGCAGAGGGACAGCAGAGAAAUCUGGUGCAUGCCAUUGAAUCAUUAUCAGGCUCCGGUCCUCUGUCGGCCUUAGACCAGGAUCUACUACUUUUAAAAGCUACCUCAGCCGCCACCCUCAGCUGCCUGGGAGAAUGUCUCCAUUUACUUCAACAGAGUGUUUAUCAAGCUGGACAGAACAACAAGACUGUGACUUCAGAGAACAUCCUGGAGUGGCCUCAACCAAAGUCUGAUUCGACAGAAAAUCUGAAAAAUGGAAGUCUUAUCUCCUUACCAUCUUCAGAUUCCAACCUAACAUGGCCAAUUUUACAAAGUAUACCCCAAGAAUACCAAAUACUUGAUCAAGAUGUUGAAGCUGGUCCUCCGGAGGCUGAAGAUGAGCUGACGGACAUAGAAGAUAAUGAGGAAGAAGAUUUAGGCGUCAUGGAUGAUCAACGCAGUGUAAUCCUUCACCUUAUCUCGCAGCUCAAGCUAGGCAUGGAUCUCACCAAGGUUACACUUCCAACUUUUAUCUUGGAGAAAAGAUCGCUGCUGGAGAUGUAUGCAAAUUUCAUGACCCAUUCAGAUCUGUUGUUGUCCAUUUCUGUUGGUAUAACACCUGAGGAGAGAAUGCUCAGUUUUGUGGAAUAUUAUCUUACAUCCUUCCAUGAGGGCCGAAAAGGAGCAGUUGCCAAGAAGCCCUAUAACCCAAUCAUAGGUGAAACAUUUCAUUGCAGCUGGGAUGUCCCAAAGGAUAGAGUAAAACCUUGUAGGACUCACAAUACUUCGUCACAAGCAAAAGAAUCGUCCAUCACCCAGAGCGUUUCUUCAGACUCAUACAAAGUGCGUUUUUUAGCUGAGCAAGUUUCUCACCAUCCACCUGUGUCAUCGUUUUAUUGUGAAUGCAAAGAAAAGAAAAUGUGUGCCAAUGUUCAUGUCUGGACCAAAAGCAAGUUCCUGGGAAUGUCGGUCGGUGUGUCCAUGGUAGGCGAAGGGACUCUAAAGUUGAUGGAGUAUGAUGAGGACUAUGUAUUUACACUACCCUGUGCCUUUGCUCGAUCCAUUCUCACAGUUCCCUGGGUGGAACUAGGAGGGAAGGUCAACAUUUCCUGUGCCAAAACAGGUUACUUUGCCACAGUUACCUUCCACACAAAGCCUUUCUAUGGAGGAAAAGUUCACAGAGUCACAGCUGAGGUUAAGCACAAUCCUACUAACACGAUAGUCUGUAAAGUCCAAGGGGAAUGGAAUGGAAUAUUGGAGUUCUCAUAUAGCAGUGGUGAGACCAAAGUCAUCGAUACCACAAAGCUUCAGUGUUUGAGGAAAAGGAUACGGCCAUUAGAGAAACAAGGACCCUUAGAAUCAAGACGUGUUUGGGAAAAUGUCACAAAUGCUCUUAAAUCCAAUAACAUUGAAGCAGCCUCUGACUACAAACACCAGCUGGAAGAAAGGCAACGAGGAGAAGCAAGACAGAGAGCAUCUCUCGGCACACAAUGGAAGCCAAAGUAUUUCAGAAAAGAGGGUGAAGGCUGGGUGUACAUUAACCCCCUAUGGAAGCCUCACUGAUCAUAAUUGGAUUAAUGACACCGCUUGGAAGAUGACAAACCUCUGGCACAAAGGAAUAAAUUGAAAGAAGGAACUGCUAUGCUGUGAAUGUAUUUCUAAGCCACUGCAAACUAAAUCAAUUUGUUCAAAAAGCCUUUCUGAUUUAGCUAAAGAUGUGUGUGCGUGCACUUUCUAAUACAUAUGUAUUGGUGUGUGUGCAUGUACUCCACAUCCACACAAUUUAACUAGAAGAGAAAUCUAUACAUACACCUGUAUUCUGUAUCACAAUCAAUAUUACUAUAUAAAUAUAUGUAUAUAUACAAAUAGAAAUAUAUUGGUAGCUAGCAUUUUAUAAGCCCUUUUUGACAUAUUAUUUUGCCAAAUGAUUCUUACAUUUUCUCAGGUAUGAUGAACCCCUUCGAUACGUCAACACGUCCAUGAUUUUUGCCCGUUUGUGUAAAGCCAAUGAUUUCACAAGUAUUUUAAUUUUCAAUAAAUCAGUAAUGAAGGGGUUAAA